Alosa sapidissima (American shad) is the source of this 1164-nucleotide messenger RNA. RefSeq lists its product as uncharacterized. Lineage: Eukaryota; Metazoa; Chordata; Actinopteri; Clupeiformes; Clupeidae. Gene Ontology annotation, cellular component: membrane raft. Gene Ontology annotation, molecular function: transmembrane signaling receptor activity. Gene Ontology annotation, biological process: positive regulation of B cell receptor signaling pathway; regulation of B cell differentiation; positive regulation of cytokine production. The record is from RefSeq and is a predicted model, not a curated record. The transcript has 7 exons. The coding region runs from base 214 to 981 and encodes 255 amino acids.
AGUGUACGUGUGUGUGUGUGUGAGAGAGGUUGUGUAAAUUUUGGAGGAAGUGUCGUUUCUGUCCAGCACUAUUUCAUUAUACCCAUGGUGCAGAACGUUACUGCUUCUUCUUUCACUAAGUGAACAAGACGUGAGAUUAAGACAAGAUUACGAGUGUCUGCUAUACUGGCCCUCCAACAAACUAAAAACAACUAAUCCCAGCAGCACCUUGAAAUGUUCACUUGGAGUAGCUUACUCUACUGGAUGCUCGUAUGCCUGUUUGGUCACAUUGAAGCAGGCCCUGCAAAGCUCACCCUCAAUGGCCCGCGGACACGUAUAGUCCUCACCGGACACCAACUCCUCCUCAAUUUCACCGUGACCGUACCGCGAAACACCACCCAUGACGCCCUACGGUGCUACCGUGGGAAUAAAUGUGUGACACCCGAGUACAACUUGGAGUCUGAUUUGAAGGAACGGAAUGAAAGAGUGGAGGUGGUGCUCAUGUUCAACCACAGCUCUGAUUCCGGGGAGUAUCGCUGCUCCUACAAGUCUGCCAGUUUGUACCUGGCCAUACUGGCACGUGAUGAGGGCUUCACAGAGCGGUACCAUGGUCUAACGGACAACGUCAUUGCCCCCAUGGCCACCCUGACCGUGCUUCUGCUCAUCUUCAGCACGCUGGGGUCAGUUUACAUUUACAAGAGCCAGGCUCCUCUCGGUGGCCAUGGUGACAAUGGUACGAACGUCACCAGAAUCAGAACCAGUCAGGGGGGCGAUGCCGGGGGGGCAGGGGUACAGGACGCAACAGACGAGGAGGCGGCCCCGGACAACUCUGUCUACACGACCCUGGAGUCUCGUCCUGCAUCGAUUUAUGAUGUGUUGGAUCCAUCUGCAUCAAACAGCAGGACGCAAUCAAAGAAGAGCAGCAGGAAGAGGUCACAGAAAAAGGAUGAAGUUGCCCCUGCAGAGGAUGGGAUAUUUGAAUCUGUCUAUGAGAAUCUGUGAUGAUUUUUUGUAACGUCAUCAGUCGUAUUGUCUUGUGAAAACAUUUACCUGACCUGCCCUCUGUGCCGUGGUAUUUUAUGUAGCUUGUGAUGCCUGUUUUUAAACUGUGAAGACAAUGUGUCAUUUCAUUCUAGUGGGUUGAGAGUUGGCAAUAAACUAUGCACUCGUUUGUCUAUCUUUGAA